Messenger RNA from Pomacea canaliculata, 3633 nucleotides. RefSeq lists its product as uncharacterized. The transcript is spliced from 5 exons. The coding region runs from base 1010 to 2425 and encodes 471 amino acids. The record is from RefSeq and is a predicted model, not a curated record. Lineage: Eukaryota; Metazoa; Mollusca; Gastropoda; Architaenioglossa; Ampullariidae.
GUUCAUCGUGUCUAAGCCAUGACAGAAACAUACACGACAUAUAAAACCAGCCCCAACCACACCUUAAUGAAUAAAAUAUCCAAUACUCAUCGACUGUGAGCUGGCAAAGAAAAAAUUACUAAUCUGUUAGUUUAUUUAACGUAGAAAGGCCUGUCACCUAAUAUAUAGUUGUUAUGUAUUAUAGGUAGACGGGUGGUAAAAGUAGAGAAAAUGAAAUAAGUCGCAGAUAAACCGCGAUGUGAGCAGGUGUCAUACUCAGAAUGUGUGUCCCGAUAUGAAAUUUGAACCUACUGAUCAACACAACAGAACUGCACCCCCUAAGUUUCUAGUCGACGGUUAAAUCCGUGAUCUAAUUUUAAAUCGAGCUGACUAUAACGUACCAAACGGCUAAACGGAAAUGUAAAUGGUAUAAUCAGCAUUGCAAAACAGCGUCAACACUUUAUUUUUUAUUUUUUUAUUUUUUCAGUCAUGACUCAGGAAAGAAAGCAUAAAGCCAGCAAACAGAACGUCGAAUCUAGGACGGAUACAAUCAUCCCAUUGUUGUGAUAAACUAGAAAUCGCUAGCCUAUUCUCCCCACUCACCCCGCCACUUACUCUUACACACACACACCCACGCAUCCCUCUCGACACACAAACACGCGCGCGCUCCUCUCCCCUUCACACCUCGCAGUUCAGAGAAGCCUAGCGGACAUGCAAUAAUUCUCCACCGUCCUCGCUCACAUCAAACAAGAGGCGUGACAAGAGCCCGCGCCUUGUCUUCUGUCACACACACACACGCACUCUAAGCUCACCUGCCUAGCUGCACCUUCUCGCCAAAGGUGUGUCGCCGGCCUAUCGGGAACGUUUGCUCGAUACCAUUGCCUUUCCGCCUGUGUGUCGCCAUCGGAAGCACAGAUAACUCGGCAUUUGCGGAUAUUGUAGCCUGAACACUUGUUUUACAUCAGCAGCCACGAGCCUGUAGUCUUCACGAACUUUUUAGUCGACGAAAAUCAGUCCGAUUCUUCAAAGAAUGACACUGGCUUUGAGAUCUUUACUUUUCGUCGGAUUUCCUGUCCUCGUGUUCGUGAUGGUGACGGAGGUGACAGGUGCCUGCGACCCAAAUACUGGACCUGCGGGCAGCCUGCGGUGUAUUAGAUCCUCCAUUUACAACAACCAGUCGCAAUAUGCAACCUGUCUCACAAACAGCUACAUUAUGCUCAAGUCGAAGGGUGACCACAGUUGUUUGUACAAUAAUCCUUUCUGCUACUACCAGUGUAUGCUGUACGUAUAUGACAAAGAGAGUGGUAUCGUAUAUCAGGACUGUCAAUGCAAUCCGGAUACUUACCCAAACAAUCCUCUUCCAGCAGAGUGUUACAGUCCAUCCGGCACGGACUGUGGCUGGUACCUGACAUGUUUGGAGAGGAAGCUCAAAUGCUCAGGGGGACUUGACUCUUACGUCAUGGCGUUUUCCCAGAAGUUAUGCGCCCUUGCUGAAGAAAAUGCUGCUGACGUCACACAGACUGGACUAAGAUGGCUGAACGCCACCAGAAAAUGUCUCCAAGUGGAACUUGCGCCAUUGCUGCUUCCUUUCGAAAGUUUUACGUGCGCUAAUGUCAGCACACAUGCAUACCAGAAACAGGCCACGUGCUACUCAAACCCGUAUGUAGGUGAGCCUGGACUAUGCAGCGUCUCGUCUGCUGACUUCUGGAAGAUUUUCUUGGCGACCAAGAACGCCUUGGGCUUGAAGUUUGUGGAAAGCCUUCUGGGACUUUUGAGAACCAAGUCGCAAUGCAGUGGUGGGCUGCCCUUAGACCCCUCCAUGAACGUAAUAAACAUCCGCCUGCAACUUCCCAACCUCUCCCGCCGUAAGCGAGACGUGUCCUCCGUGUCCAAUGCCGUCAACAGCAACGAGAUUUCAGAGGAGACGAACGAGAUUUCAGAGGAGACUCCCGUCGUCAUGGCGAUCAGACGCAAGCGUCACUCUCGUCACGUGCCUGACACGAGAGUUCCACGUGCUGCCACCGACGUCGUGUGGCAAGGGGAAACAAUCCAGCAGCGUGAUUACCACAAGCUGGCCAACGAGGCUUUUCUUUCUAUGAGCAGACUGAUGGGCUGGGACGACCAAGAGGUCAUCGGCUUUGCUUACGCGAAGGAAACGUCGAACAACACCGUCCUCGACAUGUCGCUUCUGUUUGCCGACCGACACGCUUUCAACCUGCAGAUGCACCCAUGGUCUCCCAAAGCGAACAUCCUACAGCUUGUCACCGAAGCUGGACAGGCUUUUAGAGCCAACGGGGCAUACCUAGUUACCGGCAACCAGAAGGCCUUGGUGCUAAAGUUUCAAGCUUGUUCUGACAUUAACUGCCAACAGGUGCUGAUGAGUGUAUGUCCUACCAACGCAGGAUCAGACUGUGGCGACAACAGCGUCAACGGACCAGGUGUGUAGCCCCGAGGUGACACAAAUGUCAAAACACUGAAGAACCUGGUUCAAGGCUAACUUUAACACGCUGUACACAGCUUGCCUCUGACCCAAUAGACAUUGUCAAUUCUGACCUAAUGAAUUGCCAUGGUGACUGAAAUAUUUGUGGUCCUUGUGAAAACAAUAGCAAAUUGUUCAGAGCCAUAAGAAAUUUUUUUUUUUUGAAGAAAGGGAUUGUUGAAUUUAACUUAACAAUUUACGCUUUGCAAGAUUUCAAAAGUCUUCAGUUUUACAAGUCAGACUUAGUUCACACUAUGUGUGUUUUAAUGUGCUGUUUUAGCUGUAAAAUUUGUUUUAAAAGUUAACUACAUCGUCUUUACUGUUACCUGUUUUGAGUAUUUGAUGUUUCUAACAUGAAUUUAGCAUGAAUGUAACUUAUGCAUUUCGAUAAUUCAUGCAUACAAUUGCCAAUGCUUUAUUAUGUUGUUCUGUGUAUCAGUUUAAGUAUUUACAAAUCACACACAUUAAUACUAAGCUCAAACAUCUGCUAAUAAUAAGUUCUGCAUUUAAAAUUAAAUAAAAUUUAGCAAAGGAUGAAAAUUACAUGGCAGAUUGUAAUUAAAAAUAUAAUACUAAAUAUACUGAGAUAUCAUUUACUGAGCAAGUUGUUUGAUGCGAAAGGUAAGAAAUGAGUUGAAUACCAGCAUAGCUUGUUUUUUUUUAAAACUGAUUAUCAUGAAAAAGACAAUUGGAUAAAGGUUUGAUUACACAGUUCAUUAGUUAUGUGCUUUUCAUUGUGUAAACUAAUGUGCUAAAAUUAAGGUUAAAAUAAAUAUUUUGUAUAUAAGAAUAUACUAUUAAUUCAGUUAAUACAGUUAACUGUCACUUUGCCCAUCGCGGUGACGAUCUAUUGUUUGCAUGUAAGCAGGUACAAGCUAUAAGCUUUUAUCCGUGUUACUGAAAACGUUCACAAAAUAUUUUGAUGUAAAAAUUAGUACAUGUUAAGAAAAAUUAAUUUCCUCUAAAACGUUUAGUAAAUAUACAACCAAUGUUUCCUAAAUGCUACUUUAAUAUUUUAAGGCAAACAGUGAUUCACAUUUCAAACUGUUAUUGAAAUGUUUUAAGUCAAAGGGUAUUAUAUUUAUGCUGUAUUGAUUAAUUAUCAUUGUUAAAUUUGUAUUAUGUAAAAUCAUAUUUAUAUUUAUCAUAGCAGAAAUAAAAACUGAACAGUGGUA